UGGCAACACUGUCUAUGUACAGUGCGCAUGUCGUAUUCGUCAUUCAUCUUCACUGUGGCCGACAUCUCGAAAUUAUAUAGAAAACUAAAAUCUGCUGAUUUUCCCUUGACAAUUUACAAAUUUAAUACAAAAUGCCUAACCAAGUGUUAACUAUAGAGCCGCAAAAUGAACUCAAGUUCAAAGUUGAUUAUACAGGACUGUUCGAGUUGGGCCACACAACAUAUAUGCAGUUGACGAAUCCCUCAGAGCACACUGUUUUGUUCAAAAUCAAGACCACAGCACCAAAGAAGUACUGUGUUCGCCCUAAUUCUGGAGUGCUGAAUCCUAAUUCUAAAGUGGAUAUAGCCAUUACUCCGCAGCCUGUCCAUGUUGAUAACAAUGAGAAGCAUAAACACAAGUUUAUGGUGCAAAGCGUGAUUGCUCCAGAAGGGAAGACUAACAUAGAUCAAGUGUGGAAGGAAAUAAGCCCUGAUCAGCUUAUGGAUUACAAACUGAAGUGCGUUUUCGAGUCACCGAGAGGUGCCAAUCUUAAUGAUUCCGGCGACACCGCACCAUCUGAUAUAAUCAAGAAGAGGGCCCCAGCUGAAGAUGCUAAGUCAUUAACGAAGGAUGCCGAAGGUCCCAUCCAGAAUGAAGCUAAGAGGAAGGAUGAGCACACGCCGAUAUCUCCUAACGCGAAGACGACAUCUUUCCCAAAAUCUGAAAACCUCGAAAGCGAUUUGCAAAAGGCGACGAACGAAGUCAUUCAUUUGAGAGAGGAAGAAAGCAAAUUAAGACAUGAAAAUCUGCGAUUAAAAGAAGAAUUGCUGCGCCUCCACCAGGGCGGCGAGGCUCGCAUGCAACGCGGCCACUCCUACGGGCCGGAGAAGACUGAGCAGAUGGCGUUGAUGCCGUGGAUCGCCACCGCCAUUGGCAUGGCGCUGCUCGGUAUUAUCAUCGGCAAGUUCCUCAUGUGAACGCUGCCACGCGACGCCGCGGCGAUCCGACGCCACCUCACAGAUGCCGCUGUUGCAACACUCCCAACGCAUCCCUCACAUAGGCAGCUUAACAUUUUUAUUACUAGCCACUUCUACCUUUAAAGGACUCUCUGAAAUGAGUGCGUUCACGCACUGCAAUGCUCGGACAACACAGCUCUGGUUCGGUCCCAUCUCGAUUUCAGUUUUACAUUUGGACCAACAGUUUGUCCUAAUGAAAUCGAUAGAUAACAAACAAAACUGACGAGUGCGUUUCGCAACGCAAUACUUUAAUUUUUUUUAAUGUUAAAACUUAGUAGGCCAAUGUUUAUAGGUCGUAUUUUGGAACUUGAACCAGACCUUGUGAGCCUAAGCCGAACAAUCAUUUAAUAUGCGAGCAGUAUCUGUUACAGAAAUAGCAUAGAAGUUUAAAGGUGUUCCAUGGAUACUGAAACCGUAAUGUUAGGCCAAGAAUGGCCAUUUCACCCUAACGCAUAUACUGACUCCAUUCCAUCGUUAGUAAAAAAGACAGGUUCAAGUGCAAAAUUAAACAAAUUCCUGAACAAGCUAAGCUUGAAAUGACCUCAUGUCACUCUUAUGCUUUGACAAGUAAAUAUAGUUCUUUUAAUUUAUUCAAAUAAAUUCUUUAAUUAACGCUGAUAUUUUUUUGAAAACAGAAGCGAGCACCAGUUACUGCUCGCAUAGCGCGAACUACGUAUACUGUGAGGUUAAUUAUGUUCUCUAAUUAUUAUUCACAUGAUUAUGUGAAAAAUUUAUUUAGUUUAGAUUUGGAUUUAUAGGGUACAUGACUAUUGCGAAAAAGUCACUCUUUUUGAUGUAUACAAUAUACAUAAUGAGAAAUAAUGCAUACAUAGGAAUAUGUAUAACAGUGGAACCUCUUUUUAACCUUUUUGAACUAUAAGUCAUUUAUAAAUUGUAAUUGAAUAAUCUAAAACUUAUCUCGAGAUCCUCAAUAAGUCAAAGAUUCAUUGAAAUUCGAAAUUUGUAACCUUUCCCUUAAAGUUUGAGUUAAAGAGGCUCCACUGUAUUUUAAAAGAUUUUCUGUACGGAUAUAAGCCAGUGUUGCUUUACGAAUAACUUAUAUACACGAUAGCUUGAAAACACAAUUUCAAGGGCACACAAAUUAUGAAAUGAAAAUUUAGUUUGAAAAACUAAGUAGUUUUACAAUUGUCAUUUAACUAAGUUAAGUUAAUGAAUUUUAAGUACCUACCGCAAACUUUACUUCUACUUGCGUCGCGUUAUUUGUGCUGUAUUGUAUACCUUUGGGUAAUUACAAUGUUGUAAUUUUUUCUUUUUUGAGUGUUUGUUUUUGCAAUAUUUAAAAAUGUCAUGUACCCAAAGAUACCCAAUUGCUGUGGAAAAUACAAAUACUGCCUUCUUUUGUAUGAAUGAUAGAUUGUUUAGAAAUUCAAUAAUUUCAUAAUGGUAAGAUCUUUAAGUUCAUUCUUUUUAUUUUAUUUUAAUUCAAUACUAUAUAUUUAAAUCUGACAUAUAUAUAUAUAUAUCUAUGGAUGAUAAAUAAAUGAAAAUUAUGUUACAAGAUAUUUUAUUAAGUUUUUUUAAUAAGGUCUUAUUUGGUAUAUGUAUAAAUCUAUCAUAUCAUUGUGAUUUGAUGUAUAAACAAGUGAGCACAAUGACACAAUACACCUCCAGAAUCAUUUCAUGAGUGUUCGCAAUAAUUUUAGACUUGAAUAAUUUUCGCUAUAAUGUUAAAACAUUACAAUUACUAUUGUAUUCCAUAUAUUUUUAUUUUUAAUUUUAUUUAAUGACAUGAAUUACUUAAUAAUAUAACUAUUAUUAAAAUUUGGCAAUGUUUAAUUAUUUUUUAGUUUGACGAGGUUUUCCAAUACUAAUAAAAUAUUUGGACAAUCAAUUUGGUGAUAGAAUAAUAAAAAUUAUUGACUAUUAGAAGUUAGCAAUAAAAAAUUGACGUUUUUUAUUUACUGUAGAAUUUUCAACUAAGCAAAGAUUUAACAGGAGCUUUAUGAAAUUGUAAAAUAAUGUAAUUCCGUUUUUAAAAUAUACUUACUUUAAAUACGGAAUCAUUAUUUUACAAUAGUAAUUUUUCGGAAAAUUCUGGCAGUCCAAGAAACAUCAAUUUGCUUUGUUUAAUUAUCAAUAAUUCUCUGUAAGGGUCACCAAUCAACACUGCUGCGCUGUGCUGUGCUCAGCUAAGCUGAUUUUCUAGUGCUAUGCUUUUCCUACAAACAAUGUUUAGCUGCACGGUAUGCUGUGUGACUGCGAUAGCGCGACAUGCAUCAGUACAAGUGCAAGCGAGAUAGACGGAAAGACUGAGCGAGAUGGCAAUGCGAUGACGAGCGACUCAGCAUAUAUCGAUAGCUAUGUUUUAAAUACAGCAUAGCCGUAGAAAGUGCACUGCAGUUCAGUGUCGAUUGGUCACCCUAAUUAUGAUAUUAAUUGACAUUUUAUAUUUUGACAUUAGUUUACUAAUUAUUAAUUAUAUUUAUUUAUCCGAAAUAAUAUCGAUAACAUGUAUAAUUAUUAUUAUAAUUUAUUUCUAUUGACAUUUCAUACCUAUUAUAAAAUAAUUUUAAUUAUAUUAAUUAAAUAUAUUAUUCGAAAUGAUACUGUUAGCAAUAUUGCCUUUGCCUAGAGUUGAAUUAAAAAAAAGAAGACAAUUGGCGGCAGAUGGCAAAAUGGCGGAAAGGAGAGUGGUGGUUAUUGAUUCGAAGCAGAAAAGAUUGGAAUUUGUUAAUAUGUUUUCAAGAAGUUAGUAGUUUAGAAUUAAAGAUGAAGUUUAUUAUGUAUUGUAUAGCUACGGAAUAAAGUCAGUUCUUAUGAGUUGAGGUUAUUUAUUAAUAAUAAUAUGUAAUUAGGACCAUCGAUUUACAAUUGCUACUAGAUUACAGAUCACAAAACAAAACUCAUUGCUCAAGUGACCACGUUUGCACACAUGCACACCUAUGUAUCUUAUUACGAAAUGUAGAAAAAGAUUUACAAUGUUAACAACUUAAGUUUGUUGUAAACCGUAACCUCUGAAAUCUUGGUUUUACAGAGGAUAACGUGGAAUUGUUAAAUGCAUGUUGGACCAUACUGACAUCUUAACGUUGGCUAUGAUUGUAUCGUACCAAUUCGAUAUAAAGUCGCACUAUUAUUUUGCAACCUUAUUUUUCGGGCCGUUUUCGAUACUUAUUGCCAAUCCCGUAGUAAUUGUAGGUCAAUGAAGAUUAGGGCAGAUUCUUGUAAUAAUUUUAUUCUCAUCGUCCACUUUCGCCGUAACUUCCGCCAUUCUUAUAAUAAAACAAUGUGGCUAAAUAAUAAUAAUGAUGCUUUUAUAUUAAUGAAAUGAGUCUGAUGACCUCAUGUUUUGGACUUUUAUCAAAAGCGUUUAACGUUACCUCUUACGUUAAUUUUCUUUUUUUUUUUCAUAUAAGAAGUAGUUAUUGUAUUUUAUUUAGUACUUACAACGAACUUUUUUAUGCUUAUGUUAUAUUUUUUAAGAAUACAUUGUUAUUGUUUUAUUUGAAAUUACAAAAUUCUGUAAUAACUGCUCUCAAGGAUUCGUUUUUAUUUUUCACAAGUUUGUUUUCAGUAUUUUAUAAGAUGGAAUCGAAAUCGCCAUUUUGCUAUUUUGGUAUUUCACAACUUGAAAUCGUUACGACAAAAUUUGCAAAGGAUACUUUUGAACUGAGAUUAGUUAUAUAUUUAAAACUGAUAGUAAAGUAUGAUCUUUACAUAGACUCAAUACGAUGUAGAAUUAUCUGAGAACUAUCUUGCGUAAAUGUCAUGAAAAUGAGCAUGUAAGUCCAAUAUUGUAUCAUACUGUACAAAUAUCCAUAGUUUUUGCUAACCAUCAGCUCAUACUGACCAUACAAAAUCUUGAAUCUACACUGAUCUAUUCAAAUGUACAAUCAGUUGUUACAAUGUGGCGUAUUUUAUGUAUUAUUGCGUUGCUGAUAAGAACACAUUCAUUUUUGGCCAAAUAAUAAUUUUUUAAAUAGGUAUCGAAUAAUUUGAGCAAAAUUAAUUAAGACAGCCUUUGCCUUGUGAAUUAACCUUGAGAGCUUCAGUCAGUAUAAUGCGAACACCUCGUGCAAGAAAUGUGCACAGUGUAAACGUAACAUUUUGGUUACUUAAAAUGUAUUGAUGUUAUUACGCAGGUUUUAAUACAGUGGUCUUCGAAAUUCUCUUGUCGAAAGGAACUUUGAUUACUUUAUCAGUUAUUCAUAUGAAUGUGACAUAUAGAUUUUCUACUAUUAUAUUUUUUCCUACAAUUAGUAUGUGUAAGUUGUCGAUAUCAAUGAAUAAGCAGCCAGUGAGAGAAUCGCUUUUAAAAAAUAUAAAAGUAUUAUAAGCACCUCUUGAGGUUCUUAAAUAAUAUCAUUCUUAAUUUGGUGGUGUCAUGUAAAUUAUCUUUUAUGGGAGAUGAUGUACCUAUUGGGAAAAUGCUAUUCGUGCAUAAAUCUGUAGGGCUUUUUUUUACAAUAGAUACAUUUGAAUUAAAUUUAACGUAUGGUAUUGUUGAUAUAUUAAACUAUUAUGCUAUAUUGUAUCGUUUUCUGAAAUAAAUUAAUUUAUUUGGAAUGUA
Molecule: messenger RNA, 5523 nt
Organism: Maniola jurtina (meadow brown)
Lineage: Eukaryota; Metazoa; Arthropoda; Insecta; Lepidoptera; Nymphalidae
Gene: Vap33
Product: vesicle-associated membrane protein-associated protein A
Exons: 8
Coding region: 132-956 (274 amino acids)
Biological process (GO): endoplasmic reticulum membrane organization
Cellular component (GO): endoplasmic reticulum membrane; plasma membrane
Molecular function (GO): FFAT motif binding
Source: RefSeq, a predicted model, not a curated record